Molecule: messenger RNA, 1125 nt
Organism: Physeter macrocephalus (sperm whale)
Lineage: Eukaryota; Metazoa; Chordata; Mammalia; Artiodactyla; Physeteridae
Product: protein enabled homolog
Biological process (GO): actin polymerization or depolymerization; actin polymerization-dependent cell motility; axon guidance
Molecular function (GO): SH3 domain binding; profilin binding
Source: RefSeq, a predicted model, not a curated record
AUGGAUCAAUCAGCUGAUUUUUCAGCAGAAACUCUGCAGACCAGAAGGAAGUGGCACGAUACAUUUAAAAUAAUAAUUGGACAGAUUAUCUGUCAGGCAAGAGCUGCUGUGAUGGUUUAUGAUGAUGCCAAUAAAAAGUGGGUGCCAGCUGGUGGUUCAACUGGGUUCAGUAGAGUUCAUAUAUAUCAUCAUACAGGCAACAACACGUUCAGAGUGGUGGGCAGGAAGAUUCAGGACCAUCAGGUCGUGAUAAACCGUGCCGCUCCUAAAGGGCUGAAGUACAAUCAAGUUACACAGACCUUCCACCAAUGGCGGGACGCUAGACAGGUGUAUGGUCUCAACUUUGGCAGCAAAGAAGAUGCCAAGUUCGCAAGUGCCAUGAUGCAUGCCUUAGAAGUGCUGAGUUCACAGGAAACAGGGCCAACAUUGCCUAGACAAAAUUCACAGCUACCUGCCCAAGUUCAGAAUGGCCCAUCACAAGAAGAACUGGAAAGUCAAAGAAGGCAACUAGAAGAACAGCAACGACAAAAGGAGCUGGAGUGGGAAUGGCUGGAGAGAGAAAGGAUGGAAAGGGAGAGAUUGGUGGGGGAGAGGUUAGAAAGGGAAUGGCUGGAGAGGGAGCGACUGAAGCAGGAGCAGCGAGAGAGAGAAAGACAAGAGCGGGAGGGGCUGGAGAGACAGGACCGGGAAAGGCAAGCAAGAGAGCCGCAACAGCAGCUAGAAAGGGGGCAGCUGGAAUGGGAGCGAGAGCAAAGAGUAUCAAAUGCUGCUGCCCCUGCCUCUGAGGGGACUUCUCCAAACUCUGUGCUGGGAGACUCCUCUGCUUCUGAGCCAGGCUUGCAGGCCGCCUCUCAGCCGGCAGAGACUCCAGCCCAACAGGGCAUUGUCUUGGGACCACCUGCACCCCCACCCCCUCCUCCACUCCCACCAGGUCCUGCCCAGGCAUCAGCUGCGCUCUCUCCUCCCCCAGGACCCCCUCCACUUCCAUCCUCGUCCUUGGGCCUCCAUCUCCUCCACCACCACUUCCUAAUCAAGUACCUCCUCCUCCUCUACCACCUCCUGCUCCUCCCCUCCCUGCAUCUGGAUUUUUUUCGGGAUCCACAUCUGAAGACAACUGCCCUUUAA